CAGCGCAACAGAAAGAAAGAGUAAAGUUGAAGAGAGAGAAACACAGAAAAGAACAAGCUAGCAGUUGCAGAGACGAAAAAGCAGCGAGAGUAAUGAAAAGCAUACAACAAAAAUUACAUCGUAACCACACCAAAUUUCUACCAUCCUCACACAUUUCUCUAAUUGUUCCAAUUUAUUGUCAAGGGAAAAGUGAAGGAGCCCUUAUUCUUUUUUCUCCCUUUUUCUUACUGUAUUCUGCUUCAUUUUGCCUCUUUUGCUGGCGCUGAGGCUGCACAUUUCGGUUUCUCUCUUCACAAUCCACCUCGCACGUGGUCAAAAAUUGCACCUUUUGUUCAUCAUUUUCUUCCUUCUGUUUAGUUAUCGUUAGAUUCAGUUUUAGGGCUUCUGUAGUUUGGCAUAUCUUGGUUCACACACAACCACCAUGGACAUAAUCAUGGGUUUUCGCAGUGUAGCAUUAUGUUUUCAAAUGGGUAGAUUGUGAAUUGAAGAUUUUGUACCUUUUGUUGAGCUUGUUUAUUGUUUGAAUCAGCUGAAAUUUGUCAGGAUUUGAUUGAUUGGGUUAUUUUUAAUUCUUGUCAGUGAGCUGUAGGUACCUUGGUGGUGAUAUUUUGAAGUGGGAAACGUUUUCUGAUCUGGGUUUUGAAUCUUGGUUGAGUUUUAGUAGUUAAAGGGGUGAUCUUGGAGUGAAUCUUAAUAAGGUAUGAGAGUUUGAGUAACUUUUAGUUCAUGGUGUGUGUGUGCAAAUUAGGAAAUGGAAAUGUGAAGUGUCAAGUGUGUCCAUUUUUAGUAGAGGAAGAAAAAUUGUGUGGAAUUCAUGGGAUGUUCACUGCACCAUAUUCAUGGUUCUUCAUGUUGAUCAGUUUUGAGAUAUAAACUUUUUGUAAGGAUUUAAUCGAGACAUUGUAAAGAAAAUGCCCCCUUCACCUACAACAAGAAUUUCACCCCGUAGGGAUCUUAGGGCCGAGAAUCACAAGAGACGGCAUAGUAUCGAGAGUGGUAUUUCCCAUCAAGACAAGGAAGAUGAUCUUGCUCUGUUCAAUGAGGCUCAGGACAAAGAGAAAGAAAGUUUCUUGUUGGAUUCAAACGACAAUUUUGAUGACAUCUUCUCGACAAAAUUAAGAUACUUCUCAGAUCAUAAGCUUGGAAUUGCUGUUCCUAGUCGAGGAGAGAGUAGUAGCCUGCUCAAUGAAGAGAAGGAUAAAAAUGACUAUGAGUGGCUGAUAACUCCCCCAGAAACUCCUCUUUUCCGUUCUUUGGAUGACGAGUCACCACAAGUUAAUCUUGCACGUACAGCGAGGCCCAGAAGUCAGCCUAUUUCAAUCUCCCCAUCCUCCACGAUGGAGAGAGGUCAAAGGAGUAGUCGAGCCAGUGCAAGCCCACAUCGCCGUAGUCCAUCCCCAAGGCCGAGUAAACCAUUAUCCCUCACUCGCUCGAGCCCGCCUUCUGCCACGGCCCACUUUUCUCCUUCGAGGGGCCGUUCGCCUACACCCAGGUCCAGUACACCGACACCACGGAGGAUAAUAUCCAGUUCCAGUACAACCACCACCACCACAUCAAGAGCGAGAGGUACCUCGCCAGUUAAGUCGAGCCGGGGGAAUUCAGCUUCGCCGAAAAUAAAAGCAUGGCAGUCGAGCAUUCCGGGAUUUUCCUCGGAGGUGCCCCCGAACCUCCGGACUUCGCUUGCCGAUCGGCCAGCCUCGUACGUGAGGGGUUCAUCACCGGCUUCUGGGAAUGGAAGAAAGUCGAGGUCUCCGGGAGCUUCUAGAAGCAUCGGUUCGUCCAGAGGCUCUGUUGUAUCUUCUGGCGAUGAUGAUCAGGACUCGCUGCAAUCAGUCAGCAAGGAUGUUGGAUUUUCUAGGAAGCAGACGAGGGGUUUGUCGAGCUCGGCACCGAAAAGAUCGUUAGACUUGGGGCGGCAAAUGGAUCGAAAGUGUCCUCCGAAUAUGUUUAGACCUCUGCUUUCAAGUAUCCCUAGUUCAACAUUCCAUGCAGGACAUGCAAGUGCACCACAUUAUUCUCCGGCAUCGAAAUAUUCUUCAAUUACCGAUACCAAUCUAUUGACAAGUGGACCCCACGGCAUUAAAAGAAGCGAGCCAAAUCGGGAGGAUAUGAUGACCCCUUUUAAGAAUCCCGAUUCAUAUGCUGACGAUGACAUAUUCGUCAUGGAUAAGGCUAAUGAUUUAAAUGACGAGAUCGAUAACAAGAUCUCGCGGGACCCAGUAGUUAGCCGGCAUGGUGGUGAAAGUGAUUUCUCGGAUGUUACUGUUGUGGACACAGCUGUUACAGUGAUGGAUGUGAAAAGUGAUUUUUCAUGUUCUAUAUGCGGCCUGAUAUUUAAUAAUGCAUCUCAAGUAACAAUAAUGGAGGGGGACCCACCAAUCUGUCACGAGUGCAAAAGUUCGGAAGUGAAUUCAAAUCCGGUCGAAAUUUUGGACCCGUUAGAAGUGAAAAGUCACGUCGAGAAAGUUUCCGGCGAGAGUCAACAUCCGAAAAUCGAGUCAACCCAAAAUCUUUCAACACAGCCUGCUGAAGACAAUGAACAUGCUUUUUCCUCACGACUAGCGAUUAUUAAGCAAUUGCAACACAGCGGGUUUGAACUGAAUUCAGAGGCUAAUGCUCCAAAAAUGGCUGGUAAUCCUUUUACUGUUCGGAGCAGGAGUUUUACGGCAAGCAACACCACCAGCUUUGACGAUUUUUCUUGUGCGAGGGACAGUUCGAACAGCAAGAAAAGCACAAUUAGUGCAUCCUUAUCGUCUUCUUUUGAUCUUGGCGGGUUUUCCAGGCAAACUGAGGGCCGGCAUUAUCGGCAGUCGAGUGGCACGAAAUCUGAUGUGGAAAAUUAUAGAUACGAAAUGCCUAAUACUGUACACAUACGCACAGACUCGUCCGUGUCUGGUGCUUCGGUCCACAUGCUGACUCAUUUCCCGAGUGAAGACGGUUUUGAGGAAUUCGAGGAAAAAACAUGUUCAUCUGUUCAGGAACAAGAAACAGAAAGUACACGCGCUGAUAAUACUGAAAAAGAUGAUGUUUUUUUAAGAACUCGAGAGGUGGUGCCAGAGGAUAAAGAAAACUUAACGAGCGAAUCUUCUGUUUUGCCUGCAAAAUCUCAGGCUUCUGUGAAUGAGGAAGAUGUGGGCCCACUUAGCUCGUUUGAUGGAGUAUCUGAAAUUGUAAGUGCGAAUGUCGAUGUUGUAUCUGAUGGUGACUCUUCUACCCAUCCAAUGAGCUGCAUGAAUGAAAUACAGGAUGAUGAUGAGGAUGUUACAGAAUCUAUCGAAGGUUUUGACGGCUCGAGAUCUGGGCAUCAUGAUGUUCGUGAUGAAUCGAGGAUGUUGUUAGAAGACAUAGACGACACGAAACAGACAAGCCUGGUGACUCUUGAAGAAGCCACAGACACUAUCCUUUUCUGCAGCUCCAUUGUUCACAACCUCGCAUACGAAGCCGCAAAUAUAGCAAUAAAUAAAGAAACCCCACCAAUGGAAAUCCUUCGACCAACAAUGGCAUUUCCAGGUGGGCUCGAUUCCAAAAAAAGAGAAAAUAUGCGUUUGAGGACUGUGAGAAAACGUAGCUCGAGAGCCCAGAAAACCCGACAAAAGAAGCCUGAAAUGGAUGCAAAACCUCUUUGUUGCGAUGCUGAAAAUGACGAUAACUCGAACCAAAUUAUUGUUGGAGUUCGUAACAAUGUUGACAGCAUAGAGCCUCCCAAGCUUGAGUCCAACCACCUCCACCAGCUCCAGGCUCGCCUCGUCACGCUCGGCCAUGGCGCCACCCAUUUCUACACCUUCAAACUCAUCCGCCUCUGCGCCACCCGCCUCCGCCACCUCCCCUACGCCCGCCGCCUGCUCGACGCCUUCCCCUCCCCCAACGCCCACCUCUACGCCGCCGUCAUCUCCGCCUACGCAGACGUCUCCGACCACGCCUCCGCCGCGCUCCUCUACCGCGACUUGGUCCGCGCGCGCGGGCCCGGGCCCGGUCCCAACCACUUCCUGCUCUCCAUCGCCCUCCGCUCCUGGCCGGAAGUCCUCAGGAGCCACGGCGUAGAGCUGAUCCAUGCCCAGGUCGUCAAGUCUGGCUACGGCGGGCACACGGCCACGCCUGAGAUAAUCAGAGACACCCCAUUGUGGAACUGUAUAAUCUCCGGUUGCGUACAAAACGGGCUGUUCUCCGAGGCCCUCGAGUUCUUCCAAAGGAUGAUUUUUGAAGAAAGCUCGCGUGGCAAAAACCCCCCUAACCAGGGCACGUUCGUGUGCGUUCUCUCGGCAUUAGGUCACGGGGGAAUGUUGGAAAUCGGGAGGUGUGUUCAUGGGCUGGCUUGCCGAGCUCUGCUCGACUCAGACAUUUUCGUCGCCAAUGGACUGCUCGACAUGUACGGAAAGUGCGGGAGUCUUGAUAAAUCGAGGACCAUUUUCGACCGGUUAGCCGAACCGAACCUCACAUCGUGGAACUGUUUGAUCAAUUGCUACGCCUUGCAUGGUGGGUCCCACGAAGCCAUUUCGAUUUUCAACGAAAUGAUCGAAUUUGGAAAGGGAGCGAAGCCUGACGGGGUGACUUUUGUCGGGCUCUUGAGCGCUUGUGUCCACGCGGGUUUGGUAUCUGAGGGCCGUCUGUAUUUCGACACGAUGAUGGAGAAAUACGAAAUCGAGCCAGCUGUUGAGCAUUACGGAUGCUUGGUCGAUCUGCUCGGGCGGGCAGGAAGAUUUGAGGAGGCUAUGGAGGUCGUGAAGGGGAUGAUGACGACGAGGGUCCCACCGGACGAGGCCAUAUGGGGCUCGUUGCUAAACGGGUGCAAGAUCCACGGGCGUGCUGACGUGGCAGAACUUGCGGUCGAGAAGCUGGUCGAGAUGGACCCGAGUAACGGGGGUUAUGGUGCGAUUUUGGCGAAUUUGUAUGGGGAAAUGGGGAAGUGGGACGAGGCGCGUGAGGUGAGGAGGAAGCUGGCCGAGGGGAAUGUGUCGAAAGCGGCCGGUUGUAGCUGGAUUGAAGUCGACGGCCGAGUUCAUAGUUUCUGUUCAGUGGAUAGAAAGCAUCAGAGGGUAGAGGAAAUAUAUCAGGUUAUGGCGAUGGACAGAAUAGGUAGAUCGACAGUGGGGCUGGCGCAAGAUUCUUCGCUUAAUUCGACGGCGGCGGCGGCGGCGGCGGCGGCAGGAGCUACAACCCCGUACUCGUCGUCCUCGUUUUGCACUAAUUAUCCAUUGAUUUCUGCUUUCCUCGCCUUUGCAAUCGCCCAGUCAGCUAAAUUCAUUGGCUCAUGGUAUAAAGAAAAUCGUUGGGAUUUCAAACAACUCGUCGGGUCUGGCGGCAUGCCCUCAUCUCAUUCGGCAACAGUAACUGCUCUUGCUAUUGCUAUUGGGUUGCAAGAGGGUUUUGGAGGAUCUUUAUUUGCGGUUGCCCUAAUCUUCGCAUUUGUGGUGAUGUAUGAUGCAACUGGUGUAAGAUUACACGCGGGCCGUCAAGCAGAGGUUUUAAAUCAAAUUGUAUAUGGGCUUCCAGCUGAACACCCACUUGCCGAGAGCAGGCCCCUACGUGAACUUCUCGGUCUGUGCUGGUGCAGUAUUGGGACUGUUUACGGCAUCAAUUGCCCAUUUGAUCAGUUUAAACGGGACGAGGUGAAGAUUCAAGCUUGGGAGAAUCAUCAGAAAAGGAAAGCCGAGUUGGAGAAUCGAAAAGUCGAGGUCAAAGCCGAGAAGCUAAAAUCUCGAGCGCAUGAGAAGUACAACAGCAAACUAGCAGCGAGUCGGAGGAUAGCCGAAGAAAACGAGCAAAUGCAGAGGCUGAACUUCAAGAAAAGGCUAUGA
Messenger RNA from Striga asiatica, 5795 nucleotides. The record is from the annotation of a GenBank genome assembly. NCBI's taxonomy places the organism in Eukaryota, Viridiplantae, Streptophyta, Magnoliopsida, Lamiales, Orobanchaceae.